UAAUAAAAGAAAAAUUAAAAGAAAAAAAAAAGAAGAAGCAGAUGAAUAAACUGAAAAGCUAACUGAUACAGAUUGUUUUCUUCGCUUCUCACUACUGCUAACAGAAAAUUUUCCCCCUCUCUUCCUUAUUCCCCAAACCUCGACAUUUGCUUUGGGUUUCCGCGCGAUCGUCGAGAAAUCUCCGGCUGAAAUGGCGGAUUCGACCUCGGACGCAACGGCGGCAAACGCCGAUACUCUGAAGAAUGAGUUAAGUAAGAUACUGACGGAGAUUUUUUCCUACGGAGGAGAAAUCAAAGAUCGCGGCGAAACCGACGGAAGUUUAGGAGUCUUGAAAGCAAUUGAUGAGGCGAUUACAAUCCUGACUUCUCUGAGGGAAAUUGAAUCGAAGAAGCCAGAAUCUGAUAUUUCUACUUCUGCUUCGUUGCCUGAAGUGCCGAAAGUGUUUAAAUGUACGCUCUCGAAUGCUAUCAUGAUCGAACCUGUAGUCAUAGCUUCUGGGCAGACGUAUGAGAAAAGCUAUAUCACACAGUGGCUGAAUUAUGAAAAUAAAUGUCCCAAAACCGGUGAAGUGCUCUCUAACACUCUGUGGACGCGGAACCAUCUUGUCGAUGAGUUGAUUACGCAAUGGUGUCGAGACUUCAAAUACGACCGGCUAAAGCCACCUGAUGAGAUAGUCACUGAGCUCUCCGAAGAUGGAAUAGAGUCACUGCUUGAGCGUAUCUCCUCUCCUUCCUCAGACGAAGAUCAGAGAGAAGCUUCAAAAGAGCUUCGCAGACAGACCAAGAAAUUUCCCAAUGUCCGACAUUUCUUUGGAUCAGAGGAUAAGAUCGCCCGAUUGCUCAGUCCUCUCUCUGCUUUGGACAAUACUGUUAACUCGGAACCGGAGCUUCAUGAGGAUAUCGUCACAGCACUGUUCAACAUCUCGGAUGAUGAGAAGAGUAAAACAGCAAUUGCUAGAAACUCUUUGGCGAUCCCACUGCUUAAGAAGUCUCUGAGACAGGGGACAAUGAAGGCGCGAAGAAACUCUGCAGCGACGCUAUUGUCGGUUUUAGCCAGUGACGAUUCUUACGCGACUUCAAAAUUACUCGAGCCUCUUGUACAUCUUAUUAGUGAGGGUGAUUUGCUGGGCACUGUAGAAGCCGCUACCUUGGUUUUCAAACUCAGGCUUCUACCAAGGGAGAGUUACAAACCCGCGAUUUCAGCGCUGAUCAGGAAGAUCGUUAAAGGAAACCAUGCGCGUGAGUUGUUUGUUGUCUUGGCAUGGUUUUCUGCACUCGAGGAGACGAUUUUUAUAAUGGAGGACAAGGAGUUUACCGAACAUCUGUUCAGCUUCUUGAGGAAACCGAGUUGUUGCUCAAUGACUUGCGAGAACGGUUUGGUGAUCGUGCUCAACAUGUUAAGCCUGUCUCACAAAAACAGCGUGAAGACUAGCCUGGCUGUAGUCGAUGAAGAGGAGUUGAAAUACGGGACAUUUACGAAGCUUGCGAAGCAAGGAUCAGAUGGUGUGGCGGGAAUAGCAAAAGUGAUUCUACAGUGGAUCAAGAGAUUCGGUAGUGGUAAAGAACCACUGCUGGGAAGAAGGAAUUGCUGAAAACCAGGUCUUGCUGAUACAAACAUACAUACAAAUAGUUUCGACAACUUACUCUCUGAUUCGUUUACGGAUAUCAAGAUUUGAUUUGUAGUUAGUAAAAAGUCUUAGAAAGUUCAGAAAGAUUGAAGGAAAAGUUGUAUAGUUUCUCUGAGAAUUGAAGUUUUGCUACUCUUAAUUGACUUUGCUGUUUCGGAUUCAUUUUUCCGGCUACUGACACGAUGGUGAAUUGAAGGUUUUGAA
Messenger RNA from Thlaspi arvense, 1831 nucleotides. NCBI's taxonomy places the organism in Eukaryota, Viridiplantae, Streptophyta, Magnoliopsida, Brassicales, Brassicaceae. The record is from the annotation of a GenBank genome assembly.